AUGGCCAACGACGAGUACGAUUUCCUCUUCAAGGUCGUCUUGAUUGGAGAUUCUGGUGUCGGUAAAUCCAACCUCUUGAGCCGUUUCACCCGCAACGAGUUCAACCUUGAUUCAAAGUCGACUAUCGGUGUCGAGUUCGCUACGCGCAGCAUUCAGGUCGACAACAAGACCAUCAAGGCCCAGAUUUGGGAUACCGCUGGUCAGGAACGCUACCGCGCCAUCACCUCCGCAUACUACCGCGGCGCCGUUGGAGCUCUCCUCGUCUACGACAUCAGCAAGCAUCAGACAUACGAGAACGUCACCAGAUGGCUCAAGGAGCUCAGGGACCACGCCGACAGUAACAUUGUCAUUAUGCUGGUUGGAAACAAGUCGGAUUUGAGACACCUGCGCGCCGUUCCUACCGAGGAGGCCAAGCAGUUUGCUAGCGAGAACAACCUUUCGUUCAUCGAGACUUCUGCUCUGGACGCCAGCAAUGUCGAGCUUGCCUUCCAGAACAUCCUCACAGAAAUCUACCGAAUUGUCUCCAGUAAGGCCCUUGAUCAAGGCGAGGGUAAGGAGAGCGGCCCCGGCAGCGGUGCUCCCGUCAGCGUUCCCUUGACUAAGCCUGCCGACGGCAAUGCAAAGUCCGGCCAGUGCUGUUAA
Aureobasidium subglaciale EXF-2481 is the source of this 642-nucleotide messenger RNA. RefSeq lists its product as uncharacterized. Bases 1 to 642 code for a protein of 213 amino acids. Gene Ontology annotation, biological process: exocytosis. Lineage: Eukaryota; Fungi; Ascomycota; Dothideomycetes; Dothideales; Saccotheciaceae. Gene Ontology annotation, molecular function: GTPase activity; GTP binding. The transcript has 4 exons. Gene Ontology annotation, cellular component: recycling endosome. The record is from RefSeq and is a predicted model, not a curated record.